This is a messenger RNA of Pristis pectinata (smalltooth sawfish), 5523 nucleotides long. It is a transcript of the gene c1d, whose product is annotated as C1D nuclear receptor corepressor. Gene Ontology annotation, biological process: maturation of 5.8S rRNA; regulation of gene expression. Gene Ontology annotation, molecular function: RNA binding; DNA binding. The transcript is spliced from 4 exons. NCBI's taxonomy places the organism in Eukaryota, Metazoa, Chordata, Chondrichthyes, Rhinopristiformes, Pristidae. The coding region runs from base 28 to 453 and encodes 141 amino acids. Gene Ontology annotation, cellular component: exosome (RNase complex); nucleolus. The record is from RefSeq and is a predicted model, not a curated record.
GUCUCUUGUGGACGGCAGUUCUGUAAGAUGGCAGCUUCCGAACCUUUAGGCGAGGAGUAUCCGACCGAAAUUCACGAGUAUCUGGUGGCCUUUGAAGAAUCUGUGAAAUGUGCUGAUGGGGUGUUGAAAAGCCUGAUGUCCGCUCCCAGGAGUGAGCUGCUCCAGAAGUUGGACCCUCUCGAGCAAGCCAAGCUGGAUUUAGCCUCUGCCUAUGCAUUGAAUUCUCUGUUUUGGAUAUAUCUUGUCACACAAGGAAUUAAUCCCAAAGAACAUGCUGUCAAACAAGAAUUGGAGCGGAUAAGAACUUAUAUGAAUAAAGUCAAAGAAAUAACUGACCGAAAGAAGGCGGCAAAGCUGGAUAAAGGUGUGGCAUCUCGAAUUGUCCGAAAUGCAUUAUGGGAAGCAAAAUCUGAAGGAAAGUCAAAAACAACAUCACAAUCUUCACAUCAUUGAAAUGCCAAAAACAAAUUCCAAGAGCAAACUACAGUGACUUUGACAAGAACUUUCUUUGACAUGCCACUGGGUGUCAGUAAUGUUUAGCUUUUUUUGUGAAAAAGGAAAAAGGCUGCACAUGGUUCACACAUCUCCCUAAUAAUCUCAAGAAAAAACAUCAUUACAUGAAUAAACAAUAUUUAUUGUUGGCAGAUGUAACACUUAUUAAUUUUUAUUAUUUUUAAAAUUCCUUUUGUAGGCAUAAAAGUCAUUUUGAAAUAAUUUGUUCUGAAUUCUAAGCUUUUUGUCUUUUUUGGGGGGAAAACGUGUUUUCUUUGUAUAAUAUAUGCUCUGUAUAUUCGAGCACUGUUUAACAGGUGGCUCUUAGUCACUUCAAUUGAUAUUUCAUUUGGGAAUGGGGGGAGAGAAAAUAAUUUCUGCCUUUAAAUAAUGCACCAAACCAUAGAUGCAUUAUUAUGCAUUAGAUGUAUAGAGUUUCACAAGAGUUUCAACUGUUAAUUCUUCAUAGAAGUUAUGGUCCUCAUAAUCCUUUAAGUACAGAAGUAAUCACGUGCCUCUUCCAGGCACUGAGUACUUUCUUGUCUAAAGGUGAAUGAGUAUAGACAAUAAAUUAAUAGAAUGAUUUGGAAGCAUUUCCAGCAUUCCAGCCUUGGUUCUGUUGCCCACAACAUCUUUAGCAAAAAUCAUUCUGUUUCAGAUUUGAAAACUUUGUUGGACAAAUAUCUUCUACUCUUCCUAUUCUUUGCUUAAAGAAAUCCUUCCUAACCCCUCCUGAAUAGCCUGCCUCUGAUUUUUUUUUUCUUGUUAUGCCCCUUUGUCUUAGACAGCCCUGCUAAUGAGAAAAAAUGUGUUAUCAAUUUUGAAAAUCAUAAAAACCUCCUUGUAUUAGUCUUCUAUAUUCUAGGGAAUAAAUAAUAGGUUCACGUAAUAUCUACUCAUUACUCUAACCCUUGGUAACAUACUGUUAAUUCAUAUCACUUUUCUCUUUCGAAGGUGCAGUGCUCCAGAUGUCAUUUAGCUAGGGCUUUGCAUAUCUAGCAAAACUUCCUCAUAAUCGGUGGGCAAGAAUAUAAAGUCUGUCAUUUCAUUUGUCUUUUGCAUAUUGUUUUGUGCCUUUUUAUAUUUGUGUGCGUAACCUCCCAAAUCUCAUUGGAGAAAUUGUUCUUCUUAUAAGCUGGUUAAUUUAAUUUGUACACCAGGUCACGGCAAAUCGCAUUUCCAUCUCUUUACCUCUUAGGCACAUCUAUGAAUUGUAUUGCAAGUUUGCACUAAAUCUUAUCCUUGAUAGGGAGAUACUAAGUGUCAGUUUCCCUUGGUUAGGCUUUAGGCCUAGGGGAUCAUAGUAGCACAGAUGGUCAGCCACCUAGUUUGGGGGGUGGGGUGAGGGGAAAAAAUCAUCUUAUUCCUACUUGAGUACUUCUCUGGGCAUCGGACCUCAAGGGUUGACUGAGUUUAGAAGAGCAGUACUAUGUUACCAUAUGGGGCACAGAUAAGGUUAAUGGUCACAGUCUUUUUAUCAGGGUAGAGGAGUCUGAAACUAGAGAGAAUAGGGUUAAGGUGAGGGGGAAAGAUAUAGAGGGGACCUGAGGGGCAAGUUUUCAUGCUGAAGGUGGGUAUUUGGAAUGAGCUGCCAGUGUAAGUGGUAGAGAUGGUUACAUUUACAACUUUUAAAUGAUAUUUGGACAGGUACAUGGAUAGGGGCCAAAUGCAGUCAAUUGGGAUGAGUAGGUAAAUUGGUUAGCAUAGACAAAUUGGGCUGAAGGGCCUGUUUCCAUGCUGUAUCACUCUGACUAAAUUUGACUCUGGUCCUUGCGGACCCAGCUUUAGAAUACUUCAAAUCCUCUGCAUGGUGAACUGUUACUACUCAGUUAAGUUUAAUCAGCAACUGGGCUAUCCCAACCUUUGGGCUUGGGAGGGCCUUUUUCAGGUUGGGGUAAAAGAUCAGGCUGGUAUUAUUGCUAGCUCUUCUGUCCUUGCAGUUUGUCAGCAUACAACCUGCUAUGAUAUCAAACUGCAUACAUUGUUGGUUUGAUGCCACUUGAGCAAAAUUCUGUUAAGUACUGAACCCAUCUUUCUCCAGAUGGGUGCCUUUAUGCUGAUUACUGCUCAUAUUACCCCCAAUCAUUUGCCUAAGCUCUCUACUUUAAUCCCCUCUGUUUUCUCACUCUCUCAAUUAUUUUCCCCCUCAUGCAAUCCUUUCAAGAUCAGUUUUUCUUUGAUCUCUGUUGUAGUGGGAGAUUGCAGAGGAAGGGCCUACUAUUUUACCAAACAUGGUCCCUUGUAGACAUGAGUAUGAAUUACAGCAUGCAGCUGGGAAGCUAAAUUCCGGUAGUCAUCACUUAGGAAUAUUUGACUCUCUUCCAUUGCUCAGCAGAAAAUUUACAAGUCCUGGCAAUGUAUGUCAUUGUUAUGUGCAUGAAAGAUAAAGUAAAAUGUUUCCUAAUUCUGUCACACUUCUUCCAGCAGUAAUGGUCAGUAUACAGUUAACUCCAACAUUCAACAGACUGAAAUGUCAUCAAUUUGUUUGUUAUUUCAAUGGGUUAUCAUCAUCAAAACAUAGAGCAAGUUCAAUGCUAAAUAUAAAAUCAAAUUUGGUGCUCUGACGAGUAGAAUUCUUUUGUGAACCUAAGGUUUGUGCAAAUCCAUUGUGUGGGGUAGUUUAGCAUUGCUGUUAUUUGUAUGUGGUUUCAAUAGGAAUGUGUUGCAUGGGGUUUUCGCAUGUACAGGACUUGCACGGACAAUUUGAGGGGCAGUGAAGAAAAUGAUAGAGGGGGAGGGAAGGGUGGUUAAAAAGAAAAUCCACAUAAAUCAAGUGCAUUUGCUGGGGAAUGUUAAUGAUAUCUUGUCAUACACCAUUUCCUUUCAGCAGAUAAGGUGAAUGCUUUGGAAAUGCUCAUGGCAUUCAGUGACCCUUUUGUAGCCUACGCUUGAUCAAUGGGGGUGCUUUCAGUGACAGUGAUGGAAGCACACUGUGGGCUAAAGUAAACUCUGUGAUAAGAUGAACGACAACAAUGUUUAAAGAAUGUGGAAAGAACAUGCUCUUUUAAAAAGCUAAAGGCAACGCAUGCUGCUCCCAAACCCAAGAUGUAACCCUUUUGGUCCUGUGAAAUUCAUGGAGUUCCAUUUAUCACCAUUGGAAUAUCUCCAAACCUAGUAUUGGUUGCUUAAACUAUGAGUUCAGGUCUUUGAAAUUUGUAAUAUCCCACUAAAGAUAGCUCAGGAUUAGUAAGUAACUGCUCAGCCCAAAAAAAAACUUGAGGAUUUAAGACAUUAAUUUCUCUAAUCCUUAGUGGUGGAAUUAAGGUGAUUGGAUUCUUAUUUAAUAGUCUUAAAAUAGUUAAGGUAAAACUUUUAAAAGUAUUGUUACUGUCUGCACCAUACACCCGUACUUUAUUAUGACACAUUAGUCCCAUUUCCCCCUUCCCUGUAUCCAUGCAAUUUCUUCUCUCUCAUGCUCAUGAACUCCCCUUUGAUUCUUUUGCCACUGAUCUACAGUUGUGGGUAAUUUAAAGUAGCCGACUAACCUACCAGCAUGUUGUAUAGAUAUGGGAGGAAACUGGAUUGCUUGUUGGACGCCUACAUGGUCAUGUGGAGACGUGCAAACUCCACAGACAGCACCCAAGGACAGAACCCGGUCCCUGGAGCUAUGUGACAGAGUUGCAUUAAAGCAGAAGAAAAUCAAGGAGUCCUAAACGGCGUCAAUACCAGAUAAACAAAAUUUAUUUAUGGUAAUUAAAUGACAAUAAUGUGAUAUAAGGAAUGAAGUUGGGCCUACCCUUAAGUAUUAAAACUAACGAUGUUCCAUUUUUUCUUUUAGUGCAUUGUGAGGCAAUAUUUGUAAGGGAUGGAAACAGGAUUAGGCAGGUAAAUAAAAAUUGAGCAGACCACCAUCUUGUGAUUGAUGCUGGAUGUGCUAAUUUGUGGAGAUCAAGGAGAAGACAAAUCUGUAUUCACACACAGACCUCAACGUUACUACCUAAACGUAAAGAAUAUAACUUCUGUAGCCCCUUUCCUUGCCUCAUGGUGUUUUGGAGCACUUUACAACCAAUGAGGUAUGGUCAUUGAUGUAGGGAAAUUUGGCAGCCAAUUUGAACAUGGUAAGUUUUUGCUGAGACUUGGAGAGAAUCUUUGCUGGUUGUAUUGCCUGGGGAAUUGUAUGAUUUGUCCUGAUACCAAGUGGGCUAAGUGAUUAGCUUGUGAUGUUUCUUCAUGAGAAGCAGCUGAAUCCAAGUCAUAGAGCAGAUAUGCUUAGCACUGUGCAUUAUCUUUGGGAGGAGUGGUUGGCUCCUUGGACAUGAUGUAGCUUGUACUGAAUGGAAUCAUUCAGUUGGCAAUGACUCAUGCAUACACAGAGGCCACUUUGAGAGCUACUGGAGCAUAGCUUAUUGCUACAGAACAAUAACAAUGAAACAGUAUCUUUCGGAAGGUAGAGAAAUGUUAAGCACCUUCAAUGAGUGGGCUAAUGAACAAAAGGUGGAGGAAGAGGAAUAAGAUCUCAUAGCUGAGAUCAAAUCUGGUGCACAGUUGCAAAUACUUUGGAUGCUGCUACCUCCUGUAGUUUUCAAAUCUAUUCUACAAUCUUCUGUCAUUUUCUGUAUUUGUUUUUACAAUUGUGUGUAUUAGUGAGGGCUGUUCAGUGUAGAAACUUGAAUAAGGCAGACUGUGUGAAAUACAUGGCUGAUAUAUCUUGCCUGCUGUGUAAAAAUAAUAUAGUGUAUUAUCUGGAUGGCAUUGAAAUGUAUUUUUGUAUCUUGCUGAAUCAAUUGCAGAUAUCAUACUUAGCCUCAUAAUCAAUGCAAAUAAGUAAUUUAAUAUUGGGAAAGAAGUUUCAUUGUAAUAGGGUAUUGUAGAAGCAAACAACUGUGAAGGAGGCAGUUCGGCUCAUGCUGCCACAGUCAAUGUACCUCAAUAAUCUCCUUAUGUGCUAGGACCCUGCAAUUUUUUUUCCACUCAAGUAUUCAUCCAAUUCUGUUUCGAAAGUUACUAUUGAAUAUGCUUUCAUUGCCCUUUUAAGCAGUUCAUUCCUCAUGGUGACAACCUGUUGUGUUUGAAAUAAAAUUGUCAUAUCUU